AUGCAGUUCAAGAUCGUUGCGCUCGCUUUCACAGCCCUCACGGGUUUCGUCCAUGCCCAACAGCUCUCGGCUGAAACCCUAGCCGGGGCCAUCAACUUCAUCGCCGACACCUCCCAGGAGACCAGCGAUCUCGUCAGGCAGAUCACCCCAUUCAACCCCGUUGCGUUCGUCAAUGCUGUUCCUCGCGUCGUCAACAAUUUCAAGGCCCUGGCCAACACCGUCGCCUCGAACGCCCUCAAGCUCAAGGGCAUCGAAGUGGAGGAGCCUUUCUCCGCGGACGGCCAGGCCCAGGUCUUCGACGCCUUCGUGAACCUGGUCAGGGUCUACAAAAACCUCUUCGACGUCUUGUUUCCCCGCUCCAAGAUCAUCUCUUCGGUCGGGUUUGGUCCCUCCAUCGCUGGCGCCCUUCGCUUUCUCGAGGCUGGCGUCGAUACGUUCGCUUUGGGCAUCAUCAGAUUUAUUCCCAAUCAUAGUGAGGUCGCUACCAAGGGUCAGAUGGGUCUCAGGCAGCUCUUUGGAGCCGCCCUCGAUCGUUUUUAG
Molecule: messenger RNA, 540 nt
Organism: Verticillium nonalfalfae
Lineage: Eukaryota; Fungi; Ascomycota; Sordariomycetes; Glomerellales; Plectosphaerellaceae
Exons: 2
Coding region: 1-540 (179 amino acids)
Source: RefSeq, a predicted model, not a curated record